AUGGCAGCUAAGUUUUUCGCCCUGCUGUCUCUGGCACUUUUGGCCACUUGCCAAGCGGAGUACAACUACAACGAGAAGACGGCUAAGGCGGCCAGCCCGUCGGAACGCAGUGCGUCCAGUUCUGGCGAGGAUUUCCUGAGUGACUACCACACGCCCAGCAACAAUGCUCUGAAUUCGGAGGCCACGCCCGAUGGCUAUGACUACGUGGCGCCCGCCAGGAAUCAGUUCGCCGCCGGCAGCCGUACAGCCAGUGUCCAGGCCUCCAAUCUUCUCCAGAAUGCGGCCAGUGCCGCCAAUGCCGAGUCCGUGCUGCUGCCCUCGCCGCUGCCUGUCCUUCGCCACGAGCAGAACUCGGAGGUGGUUUCAUCGGCGCAGCAGCAGCAGGAACAGCAGAUAGUUCAGCAACAGCAGUCGGAUGCGGUGGUGGUCAGCUCCGUUCUGCGCCAGCACCAGGAGCCCGAGGUCUUUCCGCCCGCCAGCUACAGCUUCAACUAUGCCGUGAACGAUGAGAGCACCGGCGACAUCAAGGAGCACAGCGAGACCCGGGAUGGCUAUGUGGUGCGCGGAUUCUACAGCCUCAUCGAUCCCGAUGGCUACAAGCGCACCGUGACCUACACGGCGGAUGAUGUGCAUGGCUUCAAUGCUGUGGUCAACCGGGUGCCCUAUGCGCUCAAGGCGGUGGUUGUCCCUGUGGCCCAGGUGGCGCAGCCCACUCCAUUCGUGGCUCGCGAUGAACGCUCCAAGUCGGUGGAUGUCAUUCGAUCCUCGGGAGCAGCAGCUACCCCAGGAAAUGUCCUACGAUCGGGCGCUGUUUCCGGUUCCGGCUCAUCUUCGGGUUCCGCUUCCGGAUCCGGCGUGAGCAACACCUUCGCUGAGGACAGCUACGCCAAUGCUCCGCGAGGCCUGGACUCCUCCGGCGGUCCCUACGCCUGAGUCCU
Messenger RNA from Drosophila mauritiana, 938 nucleotides. RefSeq lists its product as uncharacterized. The record is from RefSeq and is a predicted model, not a curated record. Bases 1 to 933 code for a protein of 310 amino acids. Gene Ontology annotation, cellular component: extracellular matrix. Lineage: Eukaryota; Metazoa; Arthropoda; Insecta; Diptera; Drosophilidae. The transcript is spliced from 2 exons.